GUAAUCUGUGCAUAUUUGGUGAUUUUUUGUAAAGUUCGUGCGUAGGUAAAUAAAUAAGAUUUAUUUUACGUUUUAAAAUUAAUUACAGUAAUUAUUGGGAAUUGAAUUGCUCUUGAAAGUGCCGGUAUUUUCUAAUUAGUAAACCCCGAAGUAGUUAAUCGAGAACAAUUCUUGUUGAGGCCAUUGCAGUAGAGGUGAGACUGGGGGAGGUUUGAUGUUAGAGGAGGAAGAUGAGCAGCCAGCACCAGUACAUGUCGGCGACCAGCUCCGGCGCCGGCUCCAGCAGUCGGGUGGGGGAGAUCGAGCAUAUAAGCCACCUGUCUGAGAACAUUGGUUCACUCUGCCUGUCUGCGGAGUACUCUGAUGUGACGCUGGUGGUGGAGGGAGUGCGCAUCCCGGCGCACAAGGUCAUCCUCGCCGCCAGCUCCGACUACUUCCGCGCCCUGCUGUACGGCGGCAUGCGGGAGGCUAGUCAGGCGGAAGUGGAGCUACAGGCACCGCUGCAGGCGUUCAAAGCACUCUUGCGAUAUGUCUAUUCAGGACACAUGGGUCUCUCGGUGCUGCGCGAGGAGACAGUGCUGGACAUGCUGGGGCUGGCGCACCAGUUCAACUUCCAGGAGCUGGAGGCCGCCAUCUCGGACUAUCUGCGGCAGGUGCUGGCGCUGAGGAACGUGUGCUCCGUGCUGGACGCCGCCAGGCUUUAUGGAUUGGAUGGAUUGAUGAAUUACUGUUUCAACUUCUUGGACAAAAACGCAGCGGAAGUGCUUGUACACGAAUCCUUCUUGCAGCUGUCUGUUGAAGCGCUGCAGAGCCUGCUAGAGAGGGACUCGUUCUUCGCGCCCGAGGUGGACAUCUUCAAGGCGGUGUGCCGCUGGUUCGACGCCAACCAGCAGUGGGUCAAGUCGGAGGCGGGGCAGGCGCAGGUGGAGAAGAUCCUCAAGUCGGUCCGUCUGACGCUGAUGAGCCUGGAGGAGCUGCUGACGGUGGCGCGGCCCUUCCCGCUGGUGACGGCGGACAUGCUGCUCGACGCCAUCCAGGAGAAGACCAGCACCAGCACCACCGACCUGAGGCACCGAGGGAUACGCAUACCAGAAGAGAAUAUCGCGACGCCCAAGCGCGGCGCUCGCGUGAUCACGGGCGACAUGCGGUCGUCUCUCCUCGACGGAGACACGGAGAGCUACGACAUGGAGCGAGGGUACACGCGGCACAGCAUCAGCGAGGAUAAUCCUGGAUUGAUAGUGAGGCUGCAGGCCCGGACCAUUAUUAAUCAUAUUCGGCUGCUGUUGUGGGAUAGAGAUAAUAGAUCGUACACGUACUACAUCGAGGUGUCCGUGGACCAGAAGGAGUGGGUGCGCGUGGUGGACCACAGCCGCUACUACUGCCGCUCCUGGCAGAACCUCUACUUCGAGCCGCGAGUCGUGCAGUACAUUAAAGUGGUCGGCACUAGCAACACUGUUAACAAGGUGUUCCACGCAGUGGCGCUGGAGGCGAUGUACACGAGCAAGGUGCCGCCGCUGUGCGACGGGCUGGUGCGGCCCGUGCACAACGUGGCCACCGUCGAGCUGUCCGCCGUGGUCAUUGAGGGCAUCAGCCGCACCCGCAACGCCCUGCUCAACGGCGACACGACCCACUACGACUGGGAGGGCGGCUACACGUGCCACCAGCUCGGGCCCGGCGCCAUCGUGGUGCAGCUGGCGCAGCCCUACCUGCUGGGCUCGUUGCGUCUGCUGCUGUGGGACUGCGAUUACAGGCACUACUCCUACUUCGUGGAGACGUCCGUCAACUCGUACGAGUGGGAGACGGUCGCGGACCGCACGAGGGACGCUUGCCGAUCGUGGCAAGUGCUGUACUUCACUCCGCGGCCAGUUUCCAUCAUCCGUAUCGUUGGCACCAACAACUCUGUCAAUGAGGUGUUCCACCUAGUUCACCUGGAGUGUCCGGCUCAGGUGGACGACGCGAAGGAAGACCCGGUGGCCAAGAAACACCGCCCCUCGCCCGACAACCGACUCAACCCUAACAACAACAACGAAUCCCCGCCGUCCCCGUCAUCGGGCGACGACGUGGCCAGCGACGCCGCGUCGGACGGCUCCAGCCGCCCCUACCCGCGCCCCGCGCCGCCCCCGCUGCCGCCCCCAGAGCCUGCCACCGAGGCUGAGGAGUGAGCGAGAAGCACGUGUGAGCGAGAUGGCAGAUGAGUGAGCGAGAGAGCAGAUGAGUGAGAAAUUGUAGAGCGUUGAUAAGAUAAGAUAGUCUAACACUGGAGCAAUGCAAACUAGUACUACUACGGAUUGUGAGAUUUUUUGUUACAGCUAAGUAAAAUUUUAGAUACCCUAUAUUUUGUAAAGCAGUCUCUGUCGGUUUUCUUUACUUGAAACUUGAAUGUGAGUUUGAUCAAUGCUAAGUUUCUUGUUAGUUAUUUUUAUCACGUGAUAGAGUUUUAAAAAUGGUUUACACACAUUUACUUUCAAUAUUCUAUAAAGUAUAAAUAUUGGUUAUUUAGUAUUUUAAGUGUUGGGUUUUUACUAGUCCUUCUAUCUGACCGUAUGAAUGAAAUCCACAAUAUGUAUUAGCCAAUAACAAAAGUUAACCUUAUGUAUAAACACUAAUUAUUAUGAUGUGGCGGUAAGGCUACCA
Molecule: messenger RNA, 2634 nt
Organism: Plutella xylostella (diamondback moth)
Lineage: Eukaryota; Metazoa; Arthropoda; Insecta; Lepidoptera; Plutellidae
Gene: BTBD9
Product: BTB (POZ) domain containing 9
Biological process (GO): modulation of chemical synaptic transmission; adult locomotory behavior; circadian behavior
Cellular component (GO): cytoplasm
Molecular function (GO): protein binding
Source: RefSeq, a predicted model, not a curated record